This is a messenger RNA of Sycon ciliatum, 2218 nucleotides long. RefSeq names its product ice-structuring glycoprotein-like. The transcript is spliced from 3 exons. The record is from RefSeq and is a predicted model, not a curated record. Bases 275 to 2218 code for a protein of 647 amino acids. NCBI's taxonomy places the organism in Eukaryota, Metazoa, Porifera, Calcarea, Leucosolenida, Sycettidae.
GGUUUUAUGUCGCAUACACACUUAUAAACAUGUACUGCGGAACAGCGAGACUGCUGCUGCUGCUGCUGUGCACGUAGCUAUCUGUUACUUCUGCUGGUCUUGCAGGUCGUCAUCACCCAACUGUGACUGGACUGCAUUGCAAAAUUGUAAUCCCAUCAAUGCCCGAGCAUGGCAUAUGGAAACACUGUAAACGCCGCAAAUUUCCGUUGAGCUGUCCCCUGUCAUUGCUGUUCACAGCACAUCAGCGCAUGCUGGUGUAGGCGUUCCUGUAGAUAUGCGCGCAGCUAUUCCUGCAGCUAGUCCUGCAGCUAUUCCUGCAGCUAUUCCUGCAGCUAUUCCUGCAGCUAUUCCUGCAGCUAUUCCUGCAGCUAUUCCUGCAGCUAUUCCUGCCGCUAUUCCUGCAGCUAUUCCUGCAGCUAGUCCUGCAGCUACUGUAAAACGACAAACUUUCGCGAUUUGCCAAAACGCUAAAUUUAGCCGCCGGGCAAGUUUGUCGUUUUACAGUAGUCCUGCAGCUAGUCCUGCAGCUAGUCCUGCAGCUAUUCCUGCAGCUAGUCCUGCAGCCAGUCCUGCAGCUAGUCCUGCAGCUAGUCCUGCAGCUAUUCCUGCAGCUAGUCCUGCAGCUAUUCCUGCAGCUAGUCCUGCAGCUAUUCCUGCAGCCAGUCCUGCAGCUAUUCCUGCAGCUAGUCGUGCAGUUAGUCCUGCAGCUAGUCCUGCAGCUAGUCCUGCAGCUAGUCCUGCAGCUAGUCCUGCAGCUAGUCCUGCAGCUAGUCCUGCAGCUAGUCCUGCAGCUAGUGCUGCUGCUAGUCCUGCAGCUAGUCCUGCAGCUAGUCCUGCAGCUAGUCCUGCAGUUAGUCCUGCAGUUAGUCCUGCAGCUAUUCCUGCAGCUAGUCCUGCAGCUAUUCCUGCAGCUAUUCCUGCAGCUAGUCCUGCAGCUAGUCCUGCAGCUAGUCCUGCAGCUAGUCCUGCAGCUAGUCCUACAGCUAGUCCUGCAGCUAUUCCUGCAGCUAGUCCUGCAGCUAUUCCUGCAGCUAGUCCUGCAGCUAUUCCUGCAGCUAUUCCUGCAGCCAGUCCUGCAGCCAGUCCUGCAGCUAUUCCUGCAGCCAGUCCUGCAGCCAGUCCUGCAGCUAAUCCUGCAGCUAGUCCUGCAGCUAGUCCUGCAGCUAGUCCUGCAGCUAUUCCUGCAGCCAGUCCUGCAGCUAUUCCUGCAGCUAGUCCUGCAGUUAGUCCUGCAGCUAGUCCUGCAGCUAGUCCUGCAGCUAGUCCUGCAGCUAGUCCUGCAGCUAGUCCUGUAGCUAGUCCUGCAGCUAGUCCUGCAGCUAGUCCUGCAGCUAGUGCUGCUGCUAGUCCUGCAGCUAGUCCUGCAGCUAGUCCUGCAGCUAUUCCUGCAGCUAGUCCUGCAGCUAGUCCUGCAGCUAUUCCUGCAGCUAGUGCUGCUGCUAGUGCUGCUGCUAUUUCUGCUGCUAUUUCUGCAGCUAGUCCUGCAGCUAGUCCUGCUGCUAGUGCUGCUGCUAGUCCUGCAGCUAGUCCUGCAGCUAGUCCUGCAGCUAGUCCUGCAGCUACUAGUCCUGCAGCUAGUCCUGCAGCUAGUCCUGCAGCUAGUGCUGCUGCUAUUCCUGCAGCUAUUCCUACAGCUAGUGCUGCUGCUAGUGCUGCUGCUAGUCCUGCAGCUAGUCCUGCAGCUAUUCCUGCAGCUAGUCCUGCAGCUAUUCCUGCAGCUAGUCCUGCAGCUAGUGCUGCUGCUAUUCCUGCAGCUAGUCCUGCUGCUAGUCCUGCUGCUAGUGCUGCUGCUAUUCCUGCAGCUAGUCCUCCAGCUAGUCCUGCAGCUAGUCCUGCAGCUAUUCCUGCAGCUAGUGCUGCAGCUAGUCCUGCAGCUAUUCCUGCAGCCAGUCCUGCAGCUAUUCCUGCAGCUAGUCCUGCAGCUAGUCCUGCAGCUAGUCCUGCAGCUAGUCCUGCAGCUAGUCCUGCAGCUAGUCCUGCAGCUAGUCCUGCAGCUAGUGCUGCUGCUAGUCCUGCAGCUAGUCCUGCAGCUAGUCCUGCAGCUAGUGCUGCUGCUAGUGCUGCUGCUAUUUCUGCAGCUAUUCCUGCAGCUAGUCCUGCUGCUAGUGCUGCUGUUAGUGCUGCUGCUAUUCCUGCAGCUAGUCCUGCAGCUAGUCCUGCAGCUAUUCCUGCAGCUAGUCCUGCAGCUAGUCAGGCGCGUACGCAGGGUCACCUCUAG